Sebastes umbrosus (honeycomb rockfish) is the source of this 1503-nucleotide messenger RNA. RefSeq names its product tripartite motif-containing protein 16-like. The transcript has 6 exons. The record is from RefSeq and is a predicted model, not a curated record. Gene Ontology annotation, molecular function: protein binding; zinc ion binding. Bases 1 to 1503 code for a protein of 500 amino acids. Lineage: Eukaryota; Metazoa; Chordata; Actinopteri; Perciformes; Sebastidae.
AUGGCAGCAACAACUAUUUCUAUUGAAGAAGACCAGUUUUCUUGUUCAGUGUGUCUGGAGGUUUUGAGAGACCCGGUUACGAUCCCCUGUGGACACAGCUACUGUUUGGACUGCAUUGAUGACUACUGGAACAGGGCCAAGCAGAAAGGCCAGUACAGCUGCCCACAGUGCCGGCAGGUGUUUAACCCGAGACCUAAGCUGAGUAGAAACACAGUUCUUGGGGAAGUGGUGGAGAAGUUUCAACGAUCUGGAGUUCAAGCUGCAGCUCAAAACUUGGCCAAAAAACCCGAGGAGGUGAUAAAAUGCAGCGUUUGCACGGUGCGUAAAAGCAAAGCUGUUAAAUCGUGCCUGGUGUGCUCCGAGUCUUACUGCGCGGCUCACGUGAAAGUCCACGAGGAACGCUUUCACGGGAAGAGCCAGCACAAGUUGAUCCCAGCUGCGGAUCAGCCCAGAGAGAAGUUACUGUGCCCACAUCACGACAAAGCACUGAGGCUGUACUGUCGCACCGACCAGCAGUGUGUGUGCUCCCAGUGCGUUAAAGAGAGACACAAGGGCCAUGACACAGUCCCCGUGUUCGAGGAGAGAGCAACACAACAGAAAAAACUCCAAGAAGCCUCUUUGAAGUCUGUGCAGAAAUUGAAGGACACUGAGAAGGAACUUAGAUAUGUUGUCCGAUACAUCAAGCACUCCACAGAAGCAGCGGUGGAGGAGAGUGAGAGGAUUUUCUCCAAGCUGAUCCGCUCCAUAGAGAAACAAAGCAGUGAGGUGAAGGAGGUGAUGAGAAUCCAGGAGAGAGCAGCUGUCAGUCAGGCUGAGGAGCUGCUGGAGAAGAUGCAGAGGGAGACCGUUGAGCUCAGGAGGACCGAUGCUGAGCUGGAGAAGAUUUCUCGCACUGAGGACCACGUCAACUUCUUUCAGAAGUGCAAGUCUCUUCAUUUCCCUACAAAGACUGUGGAGAUGCCCAGCACUGAUGCACUUCAAUAUAGUAUGUAUAAAACCAUGAGAGGAGCCCUGGCUGAUCUCAGAGGCAGUCUGGAUGAAACACUUGAAAGAGAAUUCAACAGGAUCUCUGAUAAAGAUCACAAAGAUAUAAUCCUAGACCCGAACACAGCCAACCCUUAUCUAAGCCUCUCUGAAAGUCGAAGAGCAGUGACCACACGGUCGGAGCCACAGCCCUACCCAGACCACCCACAUCGCUUCUCCAGCUGGGCCCAGGUGCUGUGCAGAGCUGGGAUGGCUGGACGCUGCUACUGGGAGGUAGAGUGGGCUGGUAAUGGAGGGGUUUCCAUCGGCGUCUGCUACAAAAACAUGGGCAGGAGUGGAGGAGGGAGCGACUGCAAGCUUGGACAUAACUCCAAAUCCUGGAGCCUGGACUGCUCUCAUUUGGCCUGUUCAUUUCAGCACAACAAGGAGAGUGUAACCGUCGCCGCCACCUGCUGCACCAGAAUAGGAGUGUAUCUGGACUUUAGGGAUGAGUGCACUCCAUCAACAGUUCUCAAGUAA